AGCGACAUUCAGAAAAUUAAACAAUCACCAUCUGAAGCUUCAUACCACACGAUGUCUCUCCCACCAAAAUUCAAGGGCCAGAAAUUGGCCGCUGCAAAUAUAGACAACACCCCGCAUACCAUUGAGCUGUAUCUCGACUACGUUUGCCCGUUCUCUGCGAAGCUCUUCAACACAUUCUACACCUCCGUGAAACCAAUCAUCGCAAAAAGAUACAGCUCCAAUGUACAAGUAAUCUUCAAGCAGCAAAUCCAGCCAUGGCACCCAUCAUCCACCCUCGUCCACGAAGCUGGUGCUGCAGUCCUUAAAAUUGCGCCUGAGAAAUUUUGGGAAUUCAGUCAGGCCCUUUUCAAUAGCCAGAAGGAGUACUUUGACGAGAAAGUUGUCAAUGAGACUAGGAACGAAACAUACAAACGUCUUGCGGCGUUGGCAGCUACUGUCGGGGUGGACGAGAAGAAAGUUUUUGAUCUGCUUAUAAUCAAGGAAGCUGAUGAAGCUGCGAAUAAGGGAAAUGGGGUGACGAAUGAUAUGAAAUUGAUGGUCAAGGCAAAUCGCGUUAUAGGCGUGCAUGUCACUCCUACUGUCUUUUUCGACGUGAGUACUCCAUGAUCCCAAUGUCCGCGUGCGACGCCCAAUGGACGUCGCAGAUGAGAAAAUGAUACUAACCCGGCAUCAUCCGCGCAGGGUAUCGAAGAGAGAAGCAUCAGCAGCAGUUUCACUGCCGACCAGUGGGAUGAGUGGCUUCGCAAUAAUGUCGUUUGAAGACUAAUACAGAGUCACUUCCUGCCAAAAUUGUAAAAGCAGGUCGGGUGGUUCUGAGGAAAGAAAACAACAGGCUAGAUGCAAAAUAGCAAAUCAUUUCCACGUCUCGGCAAAGAAGAAAAAGAAAGCAAAGGCAUCCAUUGUAACCCCGAGUAUUAUCUCAAAUAAAUUUCAUUAAUUAAUUCG
This is a messenger RNA of Talaromyces stipitatus ATCC 10500, 945 nucleotides long. RefSeq lists its product as uncharacterized. Bases 52 to 606 code for a protein of 184 amino acids. Lineage: Eukaryota; Fungi; Ascomycota; Eurotiomycetes; Eurotiales; Trichocomaceae. The record is from RefSeq and is a predicted model, not a curated record. The transcript has 4 exons.